Messenger RNA from Phymastichus coffea, 6544 nucleotides. RefSeq names its product lysoplasmalogenase-like protein TMEM86A. The transcript has 6 exons. The coding region runs from base 75 to 983 and encodes 302 amino acids. Gene Ontology annotation, cellular component: membrane. The record is from RefSeq and is a predicted model, not a curated record. Lineage: Eukaryota; Metazoa; Arthropoda; Insecta; Hymenoptera; Eulophidae.
UCGGGCGAGCUUGCGCCUGCGCUUGCAGCGAGGGGACGCAAAAGAGCCGCGCGGGCGUCGCGAGCAAGUUCGCAAUGUGGUGGUCGCGGCGCAGCGCGCACGGGAGCCGCGUGCGAGCGGCGAGCGCGCUGGCAGGAGGAGGAGGCGGAGGAGAGGCGCUUCCGAGCCAAACAAAUGCAGCGCGCGCGCGGCGCGCAGUGAGCGAGACAGAAAGCGGACAGCGCGAGAGCACGGCAACAGUCCGCGGGCGAAGAUGCGCCGAGCCGCCUGACAUCGCAGUCGCAGCUUUCCUCCUCGACGCGCUGUGGAGUGUCGGCCCGAAGCUCAUACCGUUCCUCAAGACCGCCUGCCUUUAUUUCGUGCUGCAACCCGACCAACCCUGCCUCUCGACUGUCUGCUUCAAGUGCCUGCCCAUCAUCAGUCUCAUAAUCUUCAUCUUCUUGAACGGCAUCAGCUUUUCCAAAGAGCACGCCUUCAGUCGGCGAAUAUUGACGGGACUGAUUUUUAGCUGCUUCGGCGAUGCCUUUCUUGUCUGGCCAAGUUGUUUUAUCCUCGGUGUCUGUAUGUUCGCUGUAGCUCAGAUUAUGUACAUGACUGCUUUUGGAUUUGCCCCGUUCAACGCCAAACUCGGAGCAUUCGUCUACGCUUUGAGUGCAAUGAUCAUCUAUACGCUAAUGCCCGGUCUCGAUGGCGUUUUGAGAGUUGGCGUACCAGUUUAUACGCUGCUCAUAGGCACCAUGUCGUGGCGAGCUGUAGCGAGAAUACAGGUUUUCAAGAAACCAUGGACAUGGACCAAGUUCUGUGGCGGACUUGGAAGUAUUUUAUUUGUUAUAUCCGACACUCUACUCGGAUUUCAUCACUUUCACGGACCAGUUCCUUUUGCUCAAUAUUCCAUUAUGUCAACGUACUAUGUAGGACAACUAGGCAUAACUUUGAGUACCGUAGAUACAAUAGACAAUAAAAUAUCAGUCGCCAAACGAUGAGAAAUAAACCUUUUAAAAUUUUUACUCUUGAAUCAUCGACAAUAGAUAUUGGUUAGUGCGAAAUAUUGUUACAAUUCAAAAGGUAGUUGCAAAUAUUUACACUGCCACGCGAAAAAUAAUUGAUGGUAAAUUCUUCUUAGUAGAUUCUUGUAAAUGGAGCCAAUAUUUCGAUUAUGAAUACGUUAAUUACGCUAAUUUUCAAGUGUUAAGGCGUUUAGCUGCUAAAAUUACGUUCAACUGUCCAACCGUACAGUUCCAUCGUUAAAAAUUCUAGCAGCAUAGUUUUGUACGUGGAUUACUAUUACUUGUAAUAGGGAUGGCAGAUCACGCCUGAUCUGACAUCUUUCAUUGAUCUGAUGCCCCCCUCCCUCCGAUCAAACAUCUCUCUAGCCUACCUACUCUUGUGAACUAUAAUAUAAUGUUAAUGGUAUUUUAUAUUCUAACCGUAUAUGCUGAACGGUUUAUUCAUCGGUUCAACGAUGACAUAUUAUGUAAAUGUGAAAAAAUGAAGUACAAGUUAUUAAGUAGUUUCACAACAUAUUUAUACUAGAUCAAUUGACCUUAGAAUUUUUAGAAUUUAUGACAUUUGAUAGAUCAUGUCACGGACAUUGAGUGAUUAGAUUUUGAAAUAAAUCAACCAUGUUAUAUUAUUAUUGUAUAAUCAGUACCAUAUGUAUUUCUUAACAAUCGAUAGAAUUCCAUUCGUUACCAAUGACGAUUAAUCAUUGAUUCCACAGGUUUAAACAAAUGCAAUUUAGUAAAACUUAGCUAAUUAUAUGGCACAAGGUUAAGCUUCCUUGUUCAUACAAAUUCAUUUAAAAACUAAUUGUUAUUUUUUUACAAAAUACAUGACGAAAUUGAAAAUGUGCAUAUCAGUUCUUGCGUUUGCAAUACUUUUCACAAAAUGUACAAUAAUGAAAGUUAUGAUAUGAUAGCAUCACAAUAGAUAAAUAUCUCCGGCGUUAAAAAGAAUUCAGUGUUAAAAAAUAAUACAUGUUAACUUAAACGUUGCAAUACUAAAUACCGAUAAUAAAUAUCGAUCCAUAGUUCAACAAAUUUAUAACAUUUUCAGCAAUGACAAGGUGUAUGCAGUGUUAAUAUUCUAAUCUAUAUAAUGGAGACUGAUGUACAAAAAUAAUCUGAAAAAAAUGUAGUUAUUAUUGCGUGAUAAUCUCUGGCCAAACUAUACUAAGAUACUUUUUAAUGUGAUUUUUCAAUAACUAAUAAUAACCCCCCCCCCCCCCCCAACUUGAACUCAACGAUUUCAAUAAUUUUUUUAUAUGUACUAUCCCCAAAUCUUACCCCGAAACCCGUUUUCUUAUUCUAUCACAGCAUAUAAUGUAUAGUUUUUAAUAAAACCAAGUAGAAAAUAUUUGUCAUAAUAAGUCUAAGAUAUUGAGUGUAUUUCUAGUUUAUGGUGUUGCAACCUUCACUUAAUUUUUUUAAACUAGAUUUUUAUUUAUUUAUUUUUUAUUUUCAUGAAAACCAAAGUAUGUAUACUCAACGAACAUUUAAGUUAAUACGUUUCAGGAUUUCUUAAAUAAACACUGUUAACUACUCUUUAAAGUAGUAGACCGUAUUUGGUGAUUAAACGUUAACUUAUUCCUUAAGAUUUAUUCGAAAUAGAAUGAAAUUUAUAUUAAAAGUAAACAUAUCAUACAUUUUUUACAAUAGUAGUAUUAAAAAAUCACCUCUUAAAGUGAAUUAUUAAAUAUUAUUUGAAAUUUCAAUAAAUCACAGUGUCUUAUUCUACAAAGUGUUGACAAUAAUGGUAAUCUUCAAAAAAAUGUUUAAAACAUGAUUUUUUACACCAACCACAUCGUAUAAUAUAGCAAUAUCGUUACAUUCUUCUAUUCCGUAAUUUACAUUGCAGGAAUCUCCAAAACUAAACUCAACAGUAUUUUCAAAUUUAUCUGGUUUAUCAUAAAUGUAACCUGCUUUUGUACUAGAAAUAUUUAAACAUAUUUUUAUAGUUUGGUGAAAAAAACUAAUUAUGAACAAAAGAUUGCAUUUUUGUGAUGUUAUUUCUUAAAUAUAAAUCUAAUCGAUUAAAAUCACUUGACCUGAAAAAUGUACGAAAUUUUUUCCGAUACAAAAUCCAUACAUAUCAAAUAGUUAAAUCUUUUCUGUUGUUCCUGUUCACGUUUCUUACGUUAACAAUUUUAUUUUUUUGCAUCGUUUCUUCUACAACUGUUACGCAUAAAAUACUUGUUCUAAUUAAUUCUAAAGGGAUCUAUAAUCAAAAAUAUAUUCACCAACUCAUUUUAUUUAUUUUUGCAUUAUAAUAAACAAAAAAUUACUCGCCUGUAGUUAGUUUUCUAGAUUUAGAUGCUUCUACAUACACAUUUUCUGAUCUUAAAAACUGUUGUUCCAUAACAGGGUCGAAUGGACCAGUUGAUUCUUCUAAAAUGACUAAAAGUGGUGAAAACAGUUGUCCAGUAGUUGAUAUAAGUUGUUGUAUAGUGUAACUAUUUGUUGUAUAACGAUGAAACUGACUGUACCAGGUAUUGCAUGUUUUUCUCCUUCAGGUGUGAAUGUUUUUCCAGAAUGCAUUUCUAAUUAGAACCCACUUUCAAGAGAAGUUUUGAAAUUAGAUGCGUGCAGUUUUUUCUCUAGACGUACCCACCUUUAUUAAUCGUGCAAGUUCAACGUUUUAACUAACUGAUCGAUGAUACUUUUCUGAAUCUUUUUUUGACUGUUUCAAUAUUAAAAAGUUUCAUUUUUCCGUUUUUGUAAUAUUCUAUGGCCUUCUGUUGGUAAUCAAAACAGAAUAUAAUCAAAAUUCUGUUUGUAAGCAAAACAAAAUCAUGUCUUCAGUAUCUUUCAUACACUGGUUUACUAUGGCGCAACGUCAGUAUAAGGAAAAUGAUGUUGAACUUCAUCUUCAAUUAUUUCAGCAUCAACAUUUUUAUAUUCUUCAUGAAAAUCCAAUGUUCUUCAAAAAGCUUAUAUUCACUUCAUUUAAGUCAUUUGCGUCAUUAUAUUGAUUAAUAUUUGUUUACAUUUUUCUUACGACUCCAUUUCUUUAUCAUUUGUCACGCUAUUUAGUAUAUAAGAAAUAUGCUAAUAAUAAAUUUACUACAUUUAAAGGAUUAAUCUUCAUCUGUGAACUUAAAAUAAUAACAUAGAAUAAAUCUUUAUUAGGAUUACUUCAUCGGUGCAGAAAUAUAAUUGAAAUAAGAUUUGAAAAAUUGCGAAGUAUAUACUGAUACUUUAUAACAUACUAGCUCUUUACGACGCGCUUUGCUUGACACGUGACCAUCUAUCAGCUAAUCAAAUUACGAACAAACUGAUUUCACUUAUAGACCCAUCUCCUUUUAUAGAAGAAAAAUUGAAUUAUUAAAAAAAUUGAAAUGAUUUAAACAAAAAAAUUUAAGUGAAUAUUUUUUUAAAAUACUACUUUUGAUCUGAAUAAAAAAUAAUAAAAUCUUUUGAAUUAAAUUAAAAAAAUCAUUUUAAAAAAACAAAUAAAUCACAGGUAAUAUAGUACAUUACGAUACAAGUGCUUAUUAUAAUCGCUUCGCUCGGGCGUAAACGCCACACGAGACAAGAAUCCACUUUCUCGAACAUGUGCCGUACCGUAUUUUUUGAUACGACGUCUGGAAAGUGCGAUUUUCAACGCACGUUUUCUGUCGAGUGUGCAGGAAAGACGCACUUUGCGCACGGAGUGUCGAAAUAGUACAUUACGAUACAAGUGCGGGAAAGUAGAUUCUUGUCUCGUGUGGCGUUUACGCCCGAGCGAAGCGAGGGUGGAAAGGUACACAAGACGAAAAACUCUCCCGAACAUGUGCCGUACCGUAUUUUUUUAUACGACGUGUGGAAAGUGCGAUUUUCAACACACGUUUUUUGCCGAGCGUGCGGGAAAAACGCACUUUCCGCACGGAGUGUCGAAAAAAUACUUACGUAACUACUUGAAAAUUAGAUGAUUAUAUGAAAAGAAAUCUAUACCAUUGAUCUUAUAGAUCUGUAUGCUUAAUAAUCAUACGUGUAUAUCUUUCCACAUAAAUAUAGACGUGUUGGAGAAAACUAAAAGAUUUAACGUUUUUAGUAUAUCACUACAAUAAGGGAAUUUGUGAGUGCAUUAUUACUCUUGAAGAUUCAUGAAUAAUGAUAAGUUGAAUAAAUUCUUGCUUUCAAGCCAUACAAGAGUCAAGGGUUAGAGCAAUUGGUCGCAGGUUAUAGGAGUCAGGAGUUAAGGUAAUUGGGGUUCAUGGAUCUGAGCUUAUAGGCCUUGCAUGUUACAGAGGUCGUAGGUUAAGGCGAUCGAAAUUUAAGGGUUUGGAGUAUUUAGCGAUUGGGCUGUUUUAAUGUUGUUGCGAAACUGCUAGAAUACUAAUCUUCAGUCAAUGAUAUCUCGAUGGUAAAAAAUAACUCUAAUUCAAAAAACGCGUUUUAAUGGGCAAGAAUGCUGCAUCGUCAUGACUACUUAUUUAAAAAAAAAUUUAUUAGCGGUAUUUCAUAACCUCGAACAUAUAGCAAAAUAUUAUGAUUUUUGCACUUCUAGGAUAGGAAAUCUUGAGAAUCUUACGAGAUAAAUCAAUUCUGAAGUCAGAUUCGUAUUCAGCACAUCGAAAACCUACGUAAAUAUAUAAUAUCGCGUUUCUAGGUUUUUUCCAUUUUGAAAUUUUGUCAGCAUGUGUUAUAUUAUACAAAUAAUUAUAACGGAGAAGAUAAUAAUAAAAAUUACUCCGAUAUACUCUUAAAAACAUUAUAAUUGAUUAACUUAUUCAAUAUAAGUAUUUUAGAGAAAAAACUUUUUUACCAAUUACAUACGGUUUCCCAUCUUAAGGAUGGAUAACGGUGCUCGGGAAUGGUUAUUUAAAAAAUUCUGGCAAACGAUAAUUAAAUGUUCGGUAUGAUAAGCAGAAAUACUUUCUUAACUUUUUUAAGUUCAUACUUUCGUUUUCAUGAAAAAAAGAAUAAAAAUCCUGUUUGAAAAAAAUAUAAAAUAAGGGUUGCAACCCUCAGGGCCAUAAAUACACUUGAUAUCUUAGACUUCCUACAAUAAAUGAGCCGUUUAUUUUGAAAGUGACCUAACUCCAUUUUUCAAUUUUCUGCCGCUUACAAUGGUUACAUGUACAACUUCAUGUUAUUUAUCAGUGACGCACUUCAGAUUGCUUAUAUUCAAAGAAAAUACGAUACAUUUUUUACACAUAAGUUUUCCGAAUUGAUUGAACGUAUAUUUUUAAAUUCAUUCUAACGCAAAACUUUUAAUAUCUCGAUUUGAAGAUGAAUGGAGUUAGGCCACUUUCAAAAUAAGCGGCUCAAAUAUUUUCCGCUUGGUUUUAUUAACAAAUAUUUAAUAGAUGCUAAGAUACAACGAAAAAAAUUAUUUGAAAGGUACGAUCGGAACAAAAAGAAAAAUACAUCUCUCAUAUUUUGUCGAGUACUAUAACAAAAAAAUUGUUGAAAUCAAGAAAGUCAGGGGUUUCCUGCAAGUCAUUGUUAUUAGUGAUUGUUUUCGAGCAACACGGAAAAUAUAAAUAUGACAUGUAUCUGUAUUCUUAUACUUGUAAGUUUUUGUCCGUUCAAUCAUAAGAACUCAAUGUAUUUGGUAUAAA